AUCAUGGUCUGAAUUUGGAAUACCUACCUCAAAGAUAAAGAAAAUAAGUUAGGCAGUGAGCUAUUAGCUUCAACGCGUAAUUGUGCGUGCAUUUUGUAAUAAUCUCCUUCAAUAAUGAGGUUUUUUGUAAUAAUUAGUCUCCUUGGAGUCGCUUUUGCGGCUCCAAACUCCCGCAUCAUGGGCGGCGCGGACACGGCCAUCGAAGACUACCCGUUUUUCGCGUCCAUCGAGUACAACACCUAUGAUGUCUGGUUCCUGCACUGCGGUGGGGCCCUCAUCAGCAACGACGCCAUCUUGUCUGCUGCGUCUUGCUUCGUCGCCUCCGACCCCGCCUUCCACCGCGCUCGCCUCGGCAGCUCCAACGCCACGACCGGCGGAACCCUGGAGACCAUCGGCCAGUUCAUCCUGCACCCCAACUUCAACCGAGUGACCAUGGAGAACGACAUCGCUCUGCUGCGCCUCCAACUGAACGUGGAGGAGAGCCAGACGAUCCAGUACGCCAGUAUUCCUGGGCCUAAUUAUGUGCUCGCUGAUAACUUCGCGCUCACCGCUAUCGGUGUUGGCAGACGUGCUCCCGGUGACAUCAGACCCGCAAAACUCCAGAGCGUUAGGUUGAACCUGAUCAACCGUGAACUGUGCGCAGCCCGGUAUGCCGUCCUACAGGCCGAACCAGGCUAUGAAAACUGGCCAACUGUCACCAACACCAUGAUGUGCACGGCAGUGCUCGACCAACCAGGCAUCGGCACGUGCCAGGGCGACAACGGCGGACCAAUCACAGCUCAGGGGAACGUCGUAUACGGGGUUGCGUCGUGGCAGUAUUCCUGCGGAUCUGACAUCUUCCCUAGCGUCAACACCUGGGUCUCGCCGUUCUCUAACUGGAUUCAGGCUAAUGUUUAAGUUAGUUUUGUACUUUUUAUAAAGUUGUUAUUAAAUUAA
Plutella xylostella (diamondback moth) is the source of this 936-nucleotide messenger RNA. Its product is annotated as trypsin CFT-1. Gene Ontology annotation, molecular function: serine-type endopeptidase activity. Gene Ontology annotation, biological process: proteolysis. The record is from RefSeq and is a predicted model, not a curated record. NCBI's taxonomy places the organism in Eukaryota, Metazoa, Arthropoda, Insecta, Lepidoptera, Plutellidae.